GUGACUAAUAAGUCGUGACAUAGUUUCAUCUACACUGUAGAUUGUAUUAGCUGUUGAUCGUAAUGCCGCGGCACACCCCGUGAGCGCUUACAUAAUACCCAAAAUAGAAACAAGUGAAUGCGAAAAUUGAUAUCCCGUGAUGUUCGUGUCUGCAAGCAUUACCUAUCACGCGGCAGACGCGACUUUAUAAUUUUGAUAUCUACGGGACGAGACUGAUAUGAGCUUUUGAGAAGAGGAUUCUAUGCAGCAAAUACAAACACGUCUUGCUACAUCUGCUAUAUCCUUUUGAAUAUUCCAGACAUGUCUUCGUCAAAGAGGAAUGGAAACAUCCGCCAAUUUUUCCAACAGGCCUCACCUUUGACAUCUGCUCCUCCUACCAAAGCCCCACGCAAUACUAGCCAGAUAGCAUUUGAAUCUCCACUUUCAACCAGCCCACAAUCAUCGGGCCUAGACUUAAAUACUGCUACGGAACCUAUGUCUUCUCAAAAAUCUUCCCCUUCUUUGUCAGAACCACCGACAAGCAUUCCGCAAUCCUCCUCAAACAUUUCAAAUGGCGUUGUCCCAGGUUCAGACGAUGAAGAUGAGGAUGGCUUCUCUGACAGUUCAUUGGAAGAUCUUGACGUUAUAUUCAAAACAAAUCGCACAGCUUCAGUUACUACCUCUUCCUGUGCGCCAGCUCCAGCUACUCCCAGAGCGUCUAGAUCUAGAAAGCCUCCUGUCUCGACUGCUAAGCUUUCUCCAUUGACCCUUAGAACACCACACUAUAAAUUUGACUUGAAACAUCUCAUGGGAAGUGCAGCUGCAGAUGCAGCACUCGAAGCAAAGGAAAGAAGGUUAGAGGAAAUGGUUCAGGAAGACACCGAAAUGGGAGAGGACGAGCCCACCUCGUUCAAGGAUGAUGUACAUGGCAAUAUUCUACGAGAGCUGAAUGAAGAGAAGGAAGACGGUGGGGGGAAGGAAGUUCAAAAGGUUUUGGAUGCUGUUAAGAGAACAGAAGAAAUGAAUGUUGGCAAUCGAUGGUACUUUUUUGAAACCAAAGAAUCUCCUAUGCUGAAGAGACAGCCAUUUCCAACUCCCUCACUGCCAGAGAAUUGGAAGAAUGAUCUCUUUGAACCUCAGACUAGACACCAAACAUUCGUGUCAGGAUUUGCCGAGAAUAUGGUUACAUAUGGAAAGAAGUUGCCCGAUGAGAUCAUCCAAUGGAUUCUCAAUGACUUCUGUAUGGAAGAGCAAAAUGACCUUCAAAAUUCUUACCUCUUCCUUCUAAGAAUAUCAGGGAGACAAGUCCAUGGCCUUGUCACUCCAGAGGUCAUUAGGAAGAUGUUCAGGUCUAUUGGUGCCACAACUACAGCGAUCACUGUAUCUGAAAAAAUAAAACCACGUCCGGAGAUCGCUGAUGCAUAUUCACAUCAACCGUGGCCGAAAGUUCGAGCUUUAAUUAGUCUCAUAAAUCUAAUAGCCAAGCCUCUCCAAGAAGCAUCCAGACUAGAAGUUAUAUGUAUACUUUUAAGGCUAUGCAUCGACCCAAUCUUACUAGAAAGAGUAGACCUCUUAUCAUUAGUACAGAAAGCACUCCAUAACCUUUGCCUUUACAUGGAUCCAGACUCCUGGGAACAAUCCGUGAGCCACCUCCUCCAUUUCAGCCCAGCUUAAACACAAACUAACCUCUGAGCAGUACCAAACAAUCUGCGCCACCCUCUUCAACACCGUUCAACUUUCCUCCCUCCGCCUCCGCAUAAUUAAUUCCAUCCCCCCAACCCGCUCCUCCCGCCUCCACGGACUUCGUCGCCGUCUAGCCCUAACAUUCUACUUCUCCUCCCUCUCAAAAUCCCUUCACCCACCUCAAAAAAUAAUUUCCAUCCCCGCCAUAACUCUCCGCCUCAGAGAACCCCCAUUCCACAUAACCCCAAGCACUGAUUACCACGAGUUUGGUGCCCUGAUUCUCCUGCUAGAUGUCGCUAUUGACGAUGGACGACCCGAAGAUCUGGAUCUUGCGGAUGAAGAUGUAGAGAAACAGUUUAAUAAAGACGUAGAUGAGUUGACUAAUAGACUUACUACUUUUGAUAUCAAGGCCUCGGGUGCACAACAUUCUUCGAGGAUGGAAGCAAAGGAAAAUCUAAGUUUGGUGGAGAGGAGAAUCGAACAUACGGUUCGAACUAGACCGAAGCCGAAAAAUAUGUUUUAUGAAGAGACGAAAAAAUUCUAUGAGAGACGGCAGGAGGCUCUAGGGGGGAUGCAAAAGAGCAUGUCUAACUUUGUAAAGAAAGCAAAUUAAGCAGGUACCGGCCCCAGAACAUAGCCAAGUCACUUCUAAACGAAGCCCUUGGUCAUUUGUAUAUUCUCAAGAUCAAACAUAUUGUAUGCAAUCUUCAUAAUGAUAUUGAUGUUAAUGUAUCAUACACGCUCUACCGACAAAACCUGCAAUAUUGUAUAAUUUGAAUGUGCAAAGCUCCUUUCAUACCCCUCUUCAGACUCGCAAAACACAAUGCUCUUCAUCCAUUAAGCACCUAAUCGUAGAAUUUUCGGUUGACAUUA
This is a messenger RNA of Sclerotinia trifoliorum, 2535 nucleotides long. Lineage: Eukaryota; Fungi; Ascomycota; Leotiomycetes; Helotiales; Sclerotiniaceae. The record is from the annotation of a GenBank genome assembly.